Molecule: messenger RNA, 1960 nt
Organism: Etheostoma cragini (Arkansas darter)
Lineage: Eukaryota; Metazoa; Chordata; Actinopteri; Perciformes; Percidae
Product: OX-2 membrane glycoprotein-like
Exons: 8
Coding region: 325-1464 (379 amino acids)
Molecular function (GO): cell-cell adhesion mediator activity
Source: RefSeq, a predicted model, not a curated record
UUUUCCCAUUAAACGUAGCCGAAGAAGAGUUGAUGCUAUUAAGAGAUCAUGGAGCAGGAAACUCAACCCGGUCCAGCCAGUCCUGGUCUGAUCUCUGGAGCAUGGAUCCUUCUGCUCCUGAUCCACAUUACCUGUAGGACAGGGACGCCGCAAGAACUGCUGGGAGCUCACUUUGUCUUCUGUGGACUUUCCUCUGUCAGCUGCAGACCGUGUGUCCGUAGGAUGCAGCUACAACUGUUCUGACCGACAGCAGCUCAACAAGUCCCAACAGUGAACAGCUGACUGGGCGGCUGCAGCCUGGAUGUGUUACUGGCUCAGCGUGAGAUGAUAACCCAGCCUCAGUGUGCAAUGUGUGGAUCCGCCUCGCCCCUGUGUCUGCUGCUCUGGAUCGUAGCGACGGCUGUUUCCAGGACGCAAGGUCAGGUUAUGGCUCCUGCCAGUCUGAGUGCAGAGGUGGGUCAUUCCCUGUUGCUUAGCUGCAACGUCACCACGGGAGCGGGCGACACCGUCCGGCAAGUGCGCUGGCUCGACCGCCACAGGAAGGUCCUCCUGGCGUACGAACAAAGCGUGCCGAUCCGCGUCAGCCACCAAGGGCCCAACGUGCAGCUCACCGCCUCGCACAACGACGCCAGCUACAUCACCCUCCAGAGGGUGGGGCCCGAUGACGAGGGCUGCUACCGCUGCGUCUUUGAUGUCUACCCCAGCGGCCCGCUAGAAGGCACCACAUGCAUCAGCGUUACCGGUAAAGUGCGCCUGGAGGGCAACAAGACGGCGGUGAGCGGGAAGCCGGCCACCCUGUCCUGCUGGUACAGCCUCCCCGAGAGGGUGCACCAGGUGCUGUGGAGGAAGACGGCCGAGCAGGGCGACACCACCACCGUGGCCUCCUACGCCAAGCGUGGGCACUGGUUGGUCGAGGAGCAGUACAAGGAUCGGUUUAGCUUGAGCCGGACUCUGGGCGACACCCGACUCACCAUCGAGGCGGUCAGGACGGAGGACGAGGCCUGCUACACCUGUGAGUUCCACACGUACCCGGACGGAACCAGACGGGACAAGGCCUGCCUCUCUGUUCAUGUUUUACCCAAACCAGAAGUGAGUUAUGUGACCUCGUCGUCGGGACUCACUGAGGCCAACUGCACGGCCCAGUCCCGCCCCGCAGCAGAGAUCACUUGGAACGUCAGCGGGGACAACCGAACGCUUGGACCACCCGUUUCUUCCGCCUACGACCAGGGCGACGGCACGACGGUGGUCACGAGCACGCUGCUCUUCCAAUCAGCGCUACUCAGUGACCUGUCCGUCAAGUGCAUCGUGCACCACCCGGGUUUGGACCAACCCCUGACGGUGUCCCUCAACACGAACGUGGGUCCUGCCUUGGUCAUCCUCCUCUCGGUGUGCGGUGUGGCCGCGGUCCUCCUCCUGUGUCUCUGUGUGUGUCUCUGCAAGUGCUUCAUCUGUACUGACGACUGAUUUGGAUGCCGCCUGCUUUGAUGAAGGUCCAGUGGAGCUCUGAGCCUGACCUAGCUGCCCAGCACCGUGCCCUCCAGCUCGGCGUGCAGAGGAAGGGAACAGAGCUUUUACAGAACUGAACCGACGCUGCUCGUUCUGCUUCCACGGGUCGGGAAGAUCCCCCUAGUGCACACACACACACACACACAUCCCUCAUGUCCUUUACAUCAACGUAAACUGCACUAAAACCCCAUUAUUCAAUGCUAGAUAUUACACUUACACUAGAAUUGUUGCUUUUUGAUGAUUGAUGAGAUCCGUGUAAUAUGAAUAAGAGGGUUUUGGAUUUGGAACCGCUUGUGUCAUGGCUUCAUGGCGGUCCGGUGGUGUUGCAGUGUAUAAGGUCAAUUCUCAGAUGUUGUAAUAAUGUAUAUAUUUUUUUUUUAAAUUAUGGUUAAUGUAUUGAGAUUGAGUAGAGUUUUCUCAGUUGAAAUGUUUUUGACUUUGUUGGGUAGCUUGU